Miniopterus natalensis is the source of this 1738-nucleotide messenger RNA. NCBI's taxonomy places the organism in Eukaryota, Metazoa, Chordata, Mammalia, Chiroptera, Miniopteridae. The record is from RefSeq and is a predicted model, not a curated record.
GCCAUGCGGGCGCAAGUGUCUGUGAUCCUCCCGGUCCACAAUGCUGAGCCCUGGUUGGACGAGUGCUUGGGCUCUGUUUUGCAGCAGGACUUCGAAGGUUCCAUGGAGCUCUCGGUUUUUAAUGAUGCCAGUAAGGACAAAUCUAUGGCUAUCUUGGAAGAAUGGAAAGUGAAGCUGGAAGGUGCCGGUAUCCUCGUGGUCACUGGAGGGCACAGUUCCCCUUCUCCCCGGGGAGUCGGAUAUUCUAAAAAUCAAGCAAUAGCGCAGAGCUCAGGGACUUACCUUUGCUUUUUGGAUUCGGACGACGUGAUGAUGCCGCAGAGGGUGAGGCUGCAACUCGAAGCCGCUGCUCGGCACCCAACAAGCAUCAUAGGUUGCCAAGUGAGGAGAGAGCCCCCCAACUCCACAGAACGAUACAUGCGUUGGAUCAACCAGCUAACAUCCGAUCAGCUUCUUACCCAGGUUUUUACCUCCAAUGGCCCAACUGUGAUCAUGCCCACCUGGUUCUGCUCUCGAGCAUGGUUUUCUCACGUGGGCCAGUUCGACGAGGGCGGGCAGGGCGUGCCUGAGGACCUGCUGUUCUUCUACAACCACCUCAGGAAGGGCGGUGGUGUUGUCCGGGUGGACCAGAGCCUCCUCCUCUACCGCUACCAUCCCAGCGCAGCCACACACUCCAUCCUCGAGUACGUAGGCCCCCAGACCUGGGGCGGGGCGGGGGUGCUGUGGACUUUGAGGGGCCAGCUGAGGUCCAGGGUCCAGUGUCCAAAAGUUCUGGAAAUGCCCACCUGCGGGUUUGGGGAAACCAGUGCACUGGCCCCUUGCACUGCCCAGCCCUUGGGUGAGGACAUCAUGCGCCAGCAGGGCCUAUGCCUGGUGUCUGCCAUGCUUCCUGAGUGCGUGGACAUGAGAGGAGCAUGUCCCAGGGUCCAAGUGGCGUGCCGCAGGAGUCUGGUGUCCUGUGUCUCCCCCAAGGUGGCCGCCUUCUGUGACGUUGAUGAAAACAAGAUCAGGAAGGGCUUUUACUGCUACGAGGACUCUCAGGAGAGGCCCAAGCCCCAGGUGCCCAUCCUGCACUUCCGAGCUGCCCGGCCGCCCUUUGUCAUCUGCGUGAAGCUGGACCUUACAGGGGGCGCAUUUGAGGACAACCUGAGGUCGCUGCACCUGCAGGAGGGCCGGGACUUCCUUCACUUCAGCUAACAGACCCGCAGCAGCCAGGGUGUCCUGCAGGUGACAAGGGAUCGAGAGCAGGGGUAAAAGGUUAUUUGCCACCAGGUCAAGCACAGGGACAGUAAACAAUUCCAUCAAGUCCAGUGGCUUAUUCCAGGCAGGAAGAGACCAACUAAUGGAGGCAGCAGCAGCAAGACAUGGGGUGGUCACACCGGUGCCCACCAUGGCCUCCGCCCCACAGUCCUGCCAUCAUACGCAUUCCAUGAGGGCAGGAUACUCCUGGCCCAGGUACAGUCACAGUCCUGGGCUUGUUGCCCCACGGACAGAGCGUCUGCAUUCUGCACUUGCCUGCUCCAUCCCUCCUGCAUCCAGACCUCAACCUAUGAAGGCAGAGGGGACAGCGGGGACAGUGGAACCUGAGCUACGAGAAGCUCCCAGCCAGCAGGCCCAACCCCUCCGAGCUCCUGGCGCUAAAAUGCAAACCCUUUACACACGUCAGCCUCACUGGCUUUUUGGAUGCUCAGUGUGAGCUCACAAUGGACAAUAAAGAGGUAUGAGUUUUCCAAAAACA